Molecule: messenger RNA, 390 nt
Organism: Penicillium lagena
Lineage: Eukaryota; Fungi; Ascomycota; Eurotiomycetes; Eurotiales; Aspergillaceae
Product: General stress response protein Whi2
Exons: 1
Coding region: 1-390 (129 amino acids)
Source: RefSeq, a predicted model, not a curated record
AUGCUGGACUUCUUCCGGCACGUUGCUCAGUCGAUCCCCUCUUCCCUGCCGUCGGGCUCGACCUCGCCAGAGCUGGAAGCACCCGACGCGAUGCAAAACUCGACGCGGGACAUGCUGCAAGACCGUGCGGGGAUUAUCGUGCUUCGAGAAGACCUCGAUUUCUAUACGAUCCCACCGUUUCCGAAUAUUGACCAUGAUGAGAUGCUGGAAGUCAAGCGGGCUGCUGGCCGAGCACUCUUGAAACAGGACGGGAUUUUCUCAGGGUUGAGAAAAAGCGAGGAGGUUGGCUCUACGGAGCAGCACUUGAUUGAAAUGCUUACUGCUGGGUCAGUCCCCCUUUUCUCCAAUGACUUGAACCUCGAGACUCAUUCUGUUGCGCAGUGGAUUUGA